Messenger RNA from Diaporthe amygdali, 1032 nucleotides. Its product is annotated as rna polymerase ii elongator complex subunit. The transcript has 2 exons. The record is from RefSeq and is a predicted model, not a curated record. Lineage: Eukaryota; Fungi; Ascomycota; Sordariomycetes; Diaporthales; Diaporthaceae. Bases 1 to 1032 code for a protein of 343 amino acids.
AUGCCGACUCACAAAGGCGGGCCUCGCGCACAGCUCAUCAUCGUCACUGGCCUGCCCACCUCCGGCAAGUCCACCAGGGCAAAGCAGCUGCACGACUACCUGGCCGAGAGGAUACAGUCACAGCAGCAAGGCACCAAGUACCGGUUGCACCUCAUCUCCGACCAGACACAGUCCAUCAGCCGCACCGUAUACGACCUCUCCCCCGAGAAGCUCCCGGCACACACCCGCUCCGCCAAUGCCUCGGAAAAAGAUGCCCGCGCCUCGCUGUCGAGCGCCGUCAAGCGCGUGCUGUCCACAAGAGACAUCGUCAUCCUCGACGGCCUGAACUACAUCAAGGGCUGGCGCUACCAGCUCUACUGUGAGGCCAAGAACCUCAGCACGCCCAACGUGCUCCUGCAAAUCGGGUGCGCCCCGGACAGGGCCAGGGCGGUGAACGAGGAACGGCUCCUCCGACGGGAGGAAGCGCUCACAGCCGGCCAGAGCGUGGCAGGCGACGACGAGGCGCCUGAGGGUGCAUACGAGCCGGGCAACUGGGACAAUCUCAGGUUCCGCUACGAGGAGCCCAACCCUAUGAGUCGUUGGGACAGCCCGCUCUUCACCCUGAUCUGGGAGGAUGAUGAAGCCCAGACAAAGAAGGUCUUUGAUGAGAUGUGGGAGGUCAUCGCCGGCGAGGGCAGGAAGGUGAUCAGGCCCAACCAAUCGACGGUGCAAAGGAGUCGUGACGCCGGCGGUGACUACUUGUACGUACUUGACAGGGAGACUCAGGAUAUCGUAAAAAAGAUCCUAGAACAGCAGUCAGACGAAGGUGGCGGUGAGGUCAACAUAUCGAAGGAUGGCGACGCAGGAGAGAUGCUGGUUGUGGAGUUGCCAAGCAAGAAGAUCGGGCUGCCCCAGCUACAGAGGUAUCGACGCGCCUAUGUGAACAUGAACAGGGGCGGCAUUGGCCUUGAAGCUGUAGGAAACAUGGCCGCCAGCAGGAUGAGGGAGAGCUUUGUUGGUUACCUCAACGACGCUUUCGCGAAGGAUGAGUAA